Molecule: messenger RNA, 1976 nt
Organism: Zea mays
Lineage: Eukaryota; Viridiplantae; Streptophyta; Magnoliopsida; Poales; Poaceae
Exons: 6
Coding region: 147-1709 (520 amino acids)
Source: RefSeq, a predicted model, not a curated record
ACUCUCGAGCUACACAUUUAACUCACCUCAUCAUCAUCACUCCCCCGUCCUUGAUCUCCUCUCUCUCUCUCUCUGUCGCCAAGAGGGCGCCGCCGCCACCAACGCAACGCGCGCCGCCGCAGAUCUCCGCCACCGACGCGCCGGCCAUGGAGUACGAGCGCAUUGAGAAGCCGUUCCCCGUCCAGGGCGGCGGGUUCUCGCCCAAGCGGCUGCGCGCGAUGCUGCUGGGGGUGGACAAGCGCCGCAAGGGGCAGGACGGCGCCGCCGAGGAGGACGAGGACGGCGGCGGCGACUACGGCGCCCUGCCGAAGGCCCACGCCAGAUCCGGCGCCGGCGACGGUGGUGGCGGUGGAGGCGCCACGUGCGAAGAAUACAAGGACGUGGACGUGGUGAGCACCACCUCAGAGUUCUCGUCCUCGCUGGAGACAGCGGGUGGGCACCGGCCCCGGGACGCUCACCCCGUCGCCACGGGUUCUAGGACCAGGGUGCCGCCCGAGGAGGACUCGUGCGACUCGGAGAGCGUGGCAUCCAACUUCGAGUUCCACAAGGAGCGGCGGGCAGCGGCGUCGGCGGCGGCGUCGGUCGUCCCUCCAUUCUCAAAGCCCGCCCCGUCAAAGUGGGACGAUGCACAGAAGUGGAUCGCCAGCCCGACGGCGAACUGCCCUGGCAGGGGUGGCGCGGCUCCUGCGCCGAAGAAGACAGAGAAACCUGGCUCCGGCAUCGGGAGGCUGCCGCUGCCGGCGACCAAGGUCGUGGUAGAGGCCACUGAGGAGAUAGAUACCAAGAGGAUGGAUCCGAGCCAGGAGAAGCGAGAGAUUGGGUGGCAGAAAGCGGCGAGGUGGGCCCCGCCCGACCCCUGUCCGGAGGCGGAGCCCUGCCCAACAAAGACCACACUACUCGCUGUAGAAACUACAGUGGCUGCUGCUUCAGCAGCUGUUAAUUUCAACCGCCAUGAUGCAUCCACCACGCUUCAGAGCGCAGCAACAUGCAUACCUCCUCCAACAACGGUCCGGUCAGUGUCGAUGAGGGACAUGGGCACAGAGAUGACGCCCAUCGCAAGCCAAGAGCCGUCCCGGACCGGGACGCCGGUGAGGGCGACGAGCCCAAACUGCUCCCAGCCAACGACUCCACGGAGGACGCUCGGUGGCCCCAGCGCAGUCGGCUCCUUCAUCAGCCACGGAGGAGAAUGCAGCAGCUCGGAGCUGAGCGAGCAGGAGCUGCAGACCAAAACCAGGAGGGAGAUCAUGCUCCUUGGCACGCAGCUAGGCAAGACCAGCAUCGCGGCAUGGGCGAGCAAGAAGGAGGAGGAGAAGGACGCCUCGCUCUCGCUGAAACCGGUGCCCAUGGACCAGUCGACGCAGAACAUAACCGCGAUCCGUGCGGCUGCGUGGGAGGAGGCGGAGAAGGCCAAGUAUUUAGCGAGAUUCAAGCGAGAAGAGAUCAAGAUCCAGGCUUGGGAGGACCAUCAGAAAGCCCAGAUAGAAGCUGAGAUGAGGAAAAUCGAGGUCGAGGUGGAGCGGAUGCGUGCCCGCGCGCAAGACAAGCUGAUGACCAAGCUCGCGUCGGCGAGGCACAGCGCAGACGAGAAGCGUGCCACGGCGGAGCUGAAACGGAACCGCGCAGCCGCGAGGACCGCUGAGCAGGCAGAGCACAUCAGGAGGACCGGCCGGGUGCCGCCGUCGUUUGGCUGCUGGAACUGGUGCUCAUGAAGUGCCCAUGGAAGAUGAGUCGCCCGUUGAGAAUGAGUCGCUUGUAAGCUGUUGUAACUAUAUAUAUAUAUAUAUACACACGUAUGUAAGGUGUGAGAUCCAUGCGUCCUGUGCUGUGGUGGUUACUGUGUAAGUGUCACAGAUGUACCGAAUUCAAGGCCGAGCUUGGAUUCCUAGUGCACAUAUGUGAUAAACUUCACACCAAGAGACCUCCAUGCUAGUUGUGACUGAAUUUGAUUUGUGCUCUACUUGAUGCUUAUACUAACA